AUGGUCAGCAUGCUGACCACACUGGUCUUGCGCCAGGAAGUGCAGAUGAACAUAUACAAGCAGGACACAGCGUUCGUCUUGUUUGUGGGAAGCCAAGGUCCUGGGAACUUGGCUCAAUCCCUAUACGGCAUAGGCGAGACAUGGCGCCAGACGAAGGAGCACAAGCCGGAGCAGGUCAAGGCCCCGAUGAGAGUGAUCAUGUUCCAGCAUGUGCUGGAGACGGUGGCGACGAAAUUCCAGGAGAUGAUGGCCACCCCGUCGUCGAGGUCAACGGCUCAGCACAUGGGCUUUCUUCUGCAGGAUGGAGUGUCCAUCCCGGCUUUGAAAUGGGACCCGACGACGAAGCAGCUGAUUCGCGACGACAAGGUGGAGCCGCUCAACGUGACGGAGAUCAAGGAAGCCCUCCAGAACCUACUGGUGCUCAGCUCCAAGGACAGGGUCAUCAACCGCUUCCAUGGCAUGCGCAAGUUGAGCGAAGAAUACAAGGCCCCGAGCCUGGGGAUGUUCCUGGAGAUAGGGGUUCGGACGGCCGAAGCCUCGGAGGCCUGGCAACUCCUACAUCGCUUUCAGCAGUCGGCAGCGUGGCAGGCUGCAAGCCUCUUCAUGAGGCACGAGAGGAUGACAAUGAGUGCCCUCGCCAAACGAUUGGCCGCUUUGACCAGGGGACAGUGA
This is a messenger RNA of Symbiodinium necroappetens, 672 nucleotides long. The record is from the annotation of a GenBank genome assembly. Lineage: Eukaryota; Dinophyceae; Suessiales; Symbiodiniaceae.